GCUCAGCCGCUCAGAAGAGUCAGGGGCCAAUCUCCCCUGAUUCACUCAGCACCACCGCCACGAUUCGAUCUCACCAGAUAUGGAGGGGAGCGGCAGAGAACUCGUCGAUUAUGUUGAUCGUUCCCUGCAGGAGGAAGAGGAAUUUCACUUUCUCCGUUUCGAGUUCCUGCAGCGUCUCAACAUCGCCCAACUCCAGCUUGACCUCGUCCGACUCAAGAGCAACAUCAGACGCAGCAAUGUGCUCUCCAACGAGGACAAGCAAACUUUACACACGAAGUUGAGGGAUUACGCAACUGCCAUCCGCGAUUACAAAGAACUCCGGAACAAACGGAGCGUCCCCAAGAAGGAGAUGCGAAAGCGCAGGCUACUACUGCAGCGCUACUUUGCGUCCCACGGGCUCGGCGUCGACGACUUCCACUCGCACUACUCGUACUUCUCCGAAGACGUGGACGCCCAUGCCAAGAUCGAUCCGCUGCGGCAGGCGCUGAUGCGCCGUCUCCCUACGUGGUUCACCUUCUCCCAGCACGAGAAGGCCGAGCGCAAGAAAGAGUACAGCGAGGGCAAAAGACCCAAGGAGGUCUCGGCGCCCGUCGACAGGCUGGCCCGCUUUCUGAUCGCCUUCACCGGCGGUAGCUUCCUCAUCGUCCCCAUGGUCAUCAUGUCGCUCGACCCGUCCCAGACGAAGAGCUUGAUCACGGUCUCCUUGGCCGUACUUCUUUUCAUCCUUCUCCUGUCGUUUGGGAUCCGCGUGUCGAAUGUCGAGACACUGGUUGCUACAGCUACAUAUGCCGCCGUGCUCGUCGUGUUUGUGGGGACCAGCAGCGGGAACACCGGUGGGCAAUGAGCUUGCCAGACACAGUUGUCUCCUUCAAUCUUCAAUCUAUGAUAGUUAUCUAGGAACGACUAUUGUCUGGCCGAUGCGGCUUGUGGAGCUGCGAACAACGACGGUAGGUGACCAGCUAAUGUUGCCGUAGGGGGUAGGGAAAAGGGAAACAAGCGCAGCUAAAAAAAAAAAAAAAAAAAAAAAAAAAAAAA
Messenger RNA from Thermothielavioides terrestris NRRL 8126, 1035 nucleotides. RefSeq lists its product as uncharacterized. The record is from RefSeq and is a predicted model, not a curated record. The transcript has 2 exons. Bases 80 to 844 code for a protein of 254 amino acids. Lineage: Eukaryota; Fungi; Ascomycota; Sordariomycetes; Sordariales; Chaetomiaceae.